AUGAAAAUUUUGGAUUUUCAACUAAAAGUUAUUUGUUUAGACUGUCCAAUUGGUGAAAAUAUAGUGAUGACGAAAGCGCCAGGAUGGAGGAUAUCAAAGUUCAAUGGUCGUGGACGGAAAUAUUUCACAACUAAAAUAGAUUGCCUGCAAUCUUGUUAUGCAAAUAGGUACAAAAAUAGUACAGCUUAUCAUUGUUCGUCAGCAAUAUUUGACGAAGAUUCAAAUCGUUGUAGUUUAUAUUCAGUAAUUUAUCCAGCCAACAAUACUUUAAUACGUGAUGCUUCAACCAUUUACUAUGAGAAACAUUGUUUUUCAGAACAAAUAGCAAAAUUAUGUAAUGGAGCACUAAUUGAACGUCAACCACAACACGUACUUAUCACUUUUCCUGAUGCAAUUUUAACAACAUCAACGUUAAUGAAAUGCUUAUUAAAAUGUUUAUGGUCACUUCAAGAUGGACGAACAUUUCAGUGUCACUCGCUAAUGUACUUUUAUGAGCAGAAAGAUGAUAAUUGUAUACUAAAUAGUCGAUCAAAGAGAAGCAAUCCAAAUAGUUUGAAGGAAGAAAGAAUCUCAGUUGUCGAUUACUUUGAUUUGGAUGAAUGUUUAAAUAUUCCAUUAAUGAUGUUAAAGUUCUUAAAACUGCUAACAAGCCAGAUAUUUGAAGUUCGAUUUGAAGCCCCAAUCAAUGGUAAGCAUCAUAUGAUUCCAGAUGAAUAA
Messenger RNA from Acanthocheilonema viteae, 717 nucleotides. NCBI's taxonomy places the organism in Eukaryota, Metazoa, Nematoda, Chromadorea, Rhabditida, Onchocercidae. The record is from the annotation of a GenBank genome assembly.